AUGCUUUUAAAGGUUUGGCUUUGUAUUUUCUUCGCCUACGCUCGUUUGGGUGAAGAAAAUAUAGAGCUUUGAUUUUUUCGCGUUCAUGCUAUCUUUGAUAUAUAAAAUUAAAAUUGAUUUUAUUAAAAAUGAAAAUGUUAUCUAUUCAGCCUCACCAAAACUUUCAAGAUAUCAUAUACUUUAUCUUUAAUUUUUCUUCUAUUUUUUAAAACUAUACUAAAAUAAAUUCUUAAUCUCUCUUUAUUUUGAUAGAAAGCAAAAUUAAUUUAUCCAUUCAAGGCUAUUUUUUUAAAAUUAAUAUAGUAAUUUUUCUCAAAUUAAAAAAUAGCAAAAACUAAAAAGAAAAAUUAAUUUAAUUUAUAGAGCUUAUAAUUUAUAAAGCAAGCUGCUGCUAAAGUUCAAUAAGGUUAUUUACGAUGACUAUCAACGAUAUUUAAUAUAUUUUUAUAAAAUUCCAAAAAAGUAGUUUUUGCUGCUGUUUUUUACUCAUUAAGGAGUUAAAACAUAUUAUUACAUAGAGAGGAAUAGUCUUUGAAGGUUAUGCCAAGCAUCUAUAGCUUGAAAGUUGAAAAAAUACAAUUUCCGAGAGAUAUAUCUCCCAUGACAUUAAAUAAUUAUAUCCAAUCACGAGGCAAUGAAGCACUUAUAUGCCCAAAAUACUUUUGCAAACCUAAUGAUAUGGUCUUUACAACAGGCACUUGCGUUUAUGAGAAUGAGUCUACGGAGAGUUUUUACGUACAAAAGUGCAACAGUGACUACGUUUGUGAUAUGCAAUAUCCUGUCAAUUACACCUGUAUAAUUCCACCUUAUUUUUCUGGAAGUAAUCCUGGUGAAAAGUGUAACACACUUGCAGACUGCAGCCAAUAUUGCACAAACUGCACCAACAACAUAUGCUUAGGGGUAUAGAAGUUUCCUAUGUUUGGCGCUGUAAGGCCGAUAAAUUCUGAUCGGAAUUUAUCGGUAGGUUGCACCAAAUCAAUGCCUUGGUCGGACCACAAAGCGAUUUGGUCGAACCAAAAAAUUUUUUCAGUGGGCAAAUCAAGGGCAAACAGUGCCAUCUAAGGGAAAUUUCUAUAUCUUUGAAUUCAAAUUGCCAAUACCAUUUACAGUGUAAUCCAGGAUUAGCUUGCUCUUCUAAUAACGUAUGCAUUGCGCAAAUUCCAAUAGGUGGCUAUGGGUGCAGAAGUGAUUACGAUUGUGUAAACACGGCAGGAUGCAAUUCUACGUACGGUCAGCUAGGUAUAGAGGUUUCCUCUAUAUAGCGCUAAAAGCGCAGACAUUUUCCCAGGAGCUUUCCAAGUUCGUCGGACCAAAUCGCUUUUUGGUCCGACCAAGGCAUUGAUUUGGUGCAACCUACCGAUAAAUUCCGAUCAGAAUUUAUCGGCCUUACAGCGCCAAACAUAGGAAACUUCUAUAGCUGUUUGUCAUAUUUUUCGAUUCCACCUCAUCAGUAUGUUGGACUUUGUAAUGGAGGCCAAAGCUCAUUAUGCUCCAGCAUUAGCUGCGCUUCUAAUGGACAACAAUAUUUGUGUACAAUUCCGCUUUUAUCAGCAUCCGCAACUCCAGUCUCUUGCUUGUCAAAUAGUGAUUGCUUGUCAACUUCAGAUCCCUUUUUUAAUCCACCUUUCAGCUUACAGGGGUAUUGCUCUUGUGGCUUAAAUUCAAACGGAAUCUCUUACUGCCCUUUGUCUCCUGGCGAUGCACUAUAUUUAAAGUAUUUAAAUCAAUAUCAAAAAUGAAUAAUGAGUCCUGAAAUAAACAAGUGCAAUACGGUGGAUAGAUUUGAUACUGCGUGCAUAUCAAAUUGAUGGGACAAUAAAAAUUUUACUACGUUUAUGAAUUAUUUCCUUAAUGUAGGGUAUUAUAGUCAAGUCCAAAAUACUCCUUUGUGUGUUCUUCAAACGCUUAUGCCUGAAUAUUUACAAUAUUCAAAUACUGGCCCAUUCUGUCCUUCUUUCCAAUGCAAGACAGCAAGCCAAGUAUUUGCUAGUAAUCAGUGCGUAUUUUAUGAUGGAAAUCAGAAUUUUUAUGUGAAAGCUUGCUCAGAUUCAAAUACAGUUUGCAAUUUCGUCUCACUACAAAAUGCUACAUGCGUACCAAUAAUAAAAUAUCCUGGCCAAAAUUGCACUUUUAGUAACGAGUGCUUUACUUAUGCAUGUGCAAAUGGUGUCUGCCAAGGAGGAGGAAAAGGCUCUAAAUGUAAAAAAAGUGCUGAAUGUGACCCAGGACUUUACUGUUCAAGCGAUGAAUGUAAGCCACUUACUCUCUCUUCGUUAGCGAACAAUAAAUAUUUUGGAUAUAUAUAAGUGAUUAUUAGUAUAAUGAGAUCUCUAGCUAAUUCUAAAACUAUUUGCAUUUAAAGCAUAAAUUUGAAAAAUUAAAUUAAUCUUAAAAUUUAAAUUUUGAAAAAAUUUACUGUAAAAUCUCUAUAUAAAUUUUUUAAAAACAACAAAUUCGCCUCCCUCCUUGAGCGAACAAAAUUUUUUGUUCACUCACAGAAAGGGGAGUUAAAGGAAUGGGAGAGCGCUGCACAAGUGACUCAACUGUGAGUAUGGCUCGCUAUGCAUGGGAAAUAUUCAAAGGUGUGUUCCUAUUGGCUCCUUAG
Molecule: messenger RNA, 2605 nt
Organism: Blepharisma stoltei
Lineage: Eukaryota; Ciliophora; Heterotrichea; Heterotrichida; Blepharismidae
Source: the annotation of a GenBank genome assembly